GGAAGUAGCUGUCAGAUCUAUGUGGCUGCUGGAUGAAGGAGAGCUGUGAGAGGAGAGGAGGCUGCUAAGUGUUUAUAAAAACAGUUUUAGAUGAGCAGCCAUGAAGACUGUGUUUGUAACUGUCGGCACCACCAGCUUCGAUGAGCUCAUUGAAAGCAUCACCUGUCCAGAGACCGUCCAGGCUUUAACGGCUCGUGGAUAUGAGCGUUUGGUUCUUCAGGUUGGAAGAGGAUCUCUUCUUCCAGCUGCUGACAGCUGUCCACACGUCAGACUGGAGGCGUAUCGAUUCAAAGACUCUAUAGCAGAAGACAUGAAGCAGGCUGACCUCGUAAUCAGCCACGCAGGCGCAGGAAGUUGUUUGGAGGCACUCGGAGCAGGAAAGCCUCUGCUGGUCGUCGUUAACGACAAGCUGAUGAACAACCACCAGCUGGAGAUGGCCAGACAGCUGCACAUGGACUCCCACUUGUUGUACUGCACAUGCAGCACCCUGACAGAAACACUGAAGACGAUGGAUCUCUCUGUUCUUCAGCCCUUCUUGCCCGGACAGCCCAAGAAUUUUGCGAAUUUCCUCGACAAAGCCCUCGGCGUUCAGUGAAACUUUAAUUUCACUGCUUGUUUUCUCAUACAUUGAAGUUUGAUGAUUUGUAGAAUAUCAUGUUGUAGUAGAUUAUGAUGCUUGGUUCUUACAUUGUGAUUGUACAGCACACAACUGACACUAUUUUUAUAUACAAUAAUAAUAAUAUAUGUCUCAUUUCAAAUCAUUA
This is a messenger RNA of Sebastes umbrosus (honeycomb rockfish), 764 nucleotides long. RefSeq lists its product as uncharacterized. Gene Ontology annotation, molecular function: hexosyltransferase activity. The record is from RefSeq and is a predicted model, not a curated record. The coding region runs from base 101 to 595 and encodes 164 amino acids. Gene Ontology annotation, biological process: dolichol-linked oligosaccharide biosynthetic process. The transcript is spliced from 4 exons. Lineage: Eukaryota; Metazoa; Chordata; Actinopteri; Perciformes; Sebastidae.